GAUUAAUCCACAAAAUUCAGCUAGAUUGGAGUAGCACUCUAUCUUGUUCCUUCUACUUCUUUGUUCCCCUGUUAGUCUGCAGCUGCGAAGAGCCAUGGCAGCUCUACAGAGCUCCUUCACUUCUCUUUCUCUCUCCUCCAACAGUUUUCUCGGCCAACGCUUCUCCGUCCCUCUCUGCCCACCUCAAGUUGUGCCCACAGAGAAUCCCCGUUCUAUCUCAGCAAAGCUCAAGCGAUGGGAGCGCAAAGAUUGCAAGCCAAACAGCCUUCCGGUGCUACAUAAGAUGCAUGUUAAGGUCGGAGAUACAGUAAAAGUCAUAUCUGGACGGGACAAAGGUAAAACUGGAGAAAUCACUGAGAUAUUUAAGCAUAACAGUACCAUUAAAGUGAGAGAAAUCAACUUGAAGACCAAGCAUGUGAAGAGUAGGGGGGAGGAUGAACCAGGUCAAAUUAUAAAGAUAGAAGCACCCAUUCACAGUUCAAACGUGAUGCUAUAUUCCAAGGAACAAAAUGUAGCGAGCCGUGUAGGUCAUAAAACCUUAGACAACGGAAAGCACGUCCGGUACCUCAUCAAGACUGGAGAAAUAAUUGACAGCGCAGAGAACUGGAAGAGAGUGAUCAAGGAGAAGAAAGAGGAGAAAACAGAAGCAGUUGCUGCCUCUUAGUAGGGUGAUCACACAUUCAAUCCUCGAAUUUAACCAUUAUGGGGCAUUAGGAUGUUAUUCAAUCCCCAUCUCAUCUCAUGUAUUUUAUCUUUUUGCUUGUCAAUGUAUAUCUUCUUGUCCCUAAAUAUGGGCUUCUUGCUAUUCUAUCAAUUUUAAGGGAGUUGCGUAAGAAAAAAAAAAAAAAAUAUAUAUAUAUAUAUAUAUGAAAAAAUGAUUGGGCCGAAUAACGGCCCAAUGGAUUGCUUAGAUGGGGGGCUUGGCCCCGAACUUGAAAUUAGGCUGAGGCAGGGUUUUGGUGGUUGACAUAACUGUGGAUAUAGAUUGGGCCACAACGUGGCCCAACUACUCCUCACAAAUAUUGUAGCCCACGUGGGAAUAUAUGUAUAUCCAUGUGAUCGGUACAUUUUAGUUUCA
Molecule: messenger RNA, 1078 nt
Organism: Coffea eugenioides
Lineage: Eukaryota; Viridiplantae; Streptophyta; Magnoliopsida; Gentianales; Rubiaceae
Product: 50S ribosomal protein L24, chloroplastic
Exons: 4
Coding region: 95-664 (189 amino acids)
Biological process (GO): translation
Cellular component (GO): ribosome; mitochondrion
Molecular function (GO): RNA binding; structural constituent of ribosome
Source: RefSeq, a predicted model, not a curated record